Messenger RNA from Lodderomyces parapsilosis, 540 nucleotides. RefSeq lists its product as uncharacterized. The record is from RefSeq and is a predicted model, not a curated record. The transcript has a single exon. NCBI's taxonomy places the organism in Eukaryota, Fungi, Ascomycota, Pichiomycetes, Serinales, Debaryomycetaceae. Bases 1 to 540 code for a protein of 179 amino acids.
AUGAGCAAACACGAAGAGUCCUUAAUCGAAGAAGCUGAAGAAGUUGAUCCUUCAAUUGCCCAACUCCCUCCUCAUAAGGUCAAUAAAGCAGAAUCGAAGAAGGAUCCCGAAGAAGCCUUUGCUGGUGAGCAAGAAGAACAAUCACCAGCUGUUGAUGAAAAAUUUCAAGAGGAAGAGAGAGAAGUUAGUGAGUGGAAUAUUGAACAUGGCUUUAAAGACCCAAAGGAAUCCUUGCUUCAAGAAGCAGAAGAUGCAGAUCCAAAUAUAGUCAAAUUGCCAGCUCACAAAGUUGACGGAACUGAAUUGAAACAGGAGACUAGUCCAAACCCAGAAGCCGAUGAAAUAGAACAGGAAACUUAUAAUGAUGACAAGUUGAAAGCAGAGGAAGAGAAAGUAACUAAAUGGAAUGCUGAACAUGGAUUCAAAGACACCAAGGAAUCACUUAUCGAAGAAGCUGAGGAAGCCGAUCCUAACAUUGUAAAAUUGCCACCUCACAAAGUGAACAAAAAGGAACUUGAAGAAGAGCUUGGAAAGGAGUAA